GAGGAGGAGGAGGAGGAGGAAGAGGAAGAGGACGUCAGAUCUAUAUUCAGAGACAUCCAUUCGGUUUGACUCCAGAUCUGUGUUUAUAAGACAUUCAGCACUUUGUUAUUAGUAAAUCUAGUCUUGCCUGCAAUGGCCGUUGCUGGAGUUACUAAACUUGCUGGUAUUUUAGAAGUCUUUGCAUUUAAAGCAAGUGGAGAGAAAGCUAAACCGCUGCUUGCUGAAGCAGGCAAACAACUCAUCAAACAAUUUGCCCUUAAAGGAUGAGGUUGCUGGAGGAGCUGGAGGAGCUGGAGGAUUUGCGUUUGCACAACUGGAAGGAAAUGAUCAAGAACAAUCACGUGACUGAAGCGAGCCAAUCCAUGAGAGAUACCGCCGACGCCUUGGACCAGAUGUGCCGGACGCUGAGGACUCAGUUCGACGACAUGAAGACGAUGAUGGCUAACAGGCAACGAGAACACCAGGAAAGGCUGAAGAAAGAGAGGCAGGAGAAAGAAUGGUUCCCAAGAGGACGACAGGAACACAGGAAUCUAAAGAUGGCGUUGAGCUUUCUGAUUAUUUUUCUGUUUCUGUUUCAAGGUUCCAUUUUCUGUAAAACAGACAAAGAUAUGAGUUUGAGUUCAGAGCGAAGCAUCCAAGGGAAGGAGACUGAAUCCCACAUGGGUUUAAGACAUGAGGAAGAAAGACAGGGACAUCAAACAGAGCGGACAGGAAGUGAGUUAGAGAAAGGGAGUGAGUGGACAGGAAGUGAGAGCAUCCAAAGAGAAACCCCAUUCGUCAGGGCAACGUUGUUAAAUGUUAACUCGAUGAACAAAAAAACAUCCAACAUCUCAGAGUUCAUCACCAACUGGACGUCCUUUUCUCAACUGAGACGUUUUUAAAGUUGGACACGGCAGACGACGUCCUCAGGGAGGCUUCGCCCCAAAACUUCACAUCCUUCCAUCAUGUGAGUGAACUCAUCGGGCGUAGAGGGGUAGCUAUCCAGGUCUCUCCAGUGUUGCAUGAUGAACAAAUUCAGUUUGACAACAUAAAGACCUUUGAAUGUGUGGUGACAGCUCUGAAACAUGACGAGUGGGAAGAACCCGUCCUGAGCAUCAACCUCUAUCGCCCACCAGAGAAAACCCUGACCACCAUCAGCAACUUCCUGAAAGAGUUUCAGGAACUCUUGAAUGAGAUUUCCCAAAACAACAUCAUUGUGACCGGAGAUUUCAAUAUCUGGGUUGAUUGUGACUGGAGGACCCAUGCUGACGACUUUCAUUGGUUUCUACUGAUUAACGGCUUCGACAUGCACCCAAGGGAGCCGACCUACCCCUCCGGUCACUUUCUGGAUCUGGUCCUCACCAGAAAUGUUGACAUUUCUGACGUUGAAGUCCGGGACGACCAAAUAUCAGAUCAUAACACUGUGUAUUUCAACUGGAGGCCAGUGCCGAAAAAUAAAAGGAAAAAACAAGACGAGGAUGGGAAACGAUUUAAAAAGGGUUAAAAAUGUAACUUUGACUUUCUCAAAGUAUUAAGUAACACAGGACUCGUUUAAAGGUGGGGUCGGUAAGUUUGAGAAAGCGGCUCGUGUCUCUUCAGAUUAUUAAUGAUUGUAGUCUGAGCCCAAAGUCUGAAUGCAUUAGAUGUUGCUUUGAAAGGGAAAGAUUGUGUGAGGUUGAAUUGAUCUGUGCGUCAGUUAUUAGUUUGAACAAAGAGCUGCCAUCGUCUCCUGAUGAGGUUUCUUUAUGAUCCUUUGAUUCUUGUUGCUGUUGAACUCUGAUUGGUCAACGCAGAACUUUUUCAUUUUGUAAAUUGAUCUCAAGACGUACCAUAGUGUUUAAUGCUUUUACAUAAAUGAACAUGUGUUAUGAUGAGUGUGGUCAGGCAGCAGAGAUCAGCCGCUUACCAUCAAACUGAGAUCAUGUCAUAUCAAAAUGGAGUUUCUAUAUCUUUGAAUAAAUGUUUAAAAACA
Messenger RNA from Trematomus bernacchii (emerald rockcod), 1951 nucleotides. RefSeq lists its product as uncharacterized. The transcript is spliced from 3 exons. Bases 264 to 881 code for a protein of 205 amino acids. NCBI's taxonomy places the organism in Eukaryota, Metazoa, Chordata, Actinopteri, Perciformes, Nototheniidae. The record is from RefSeq and is a predicted model, not a curated record.